AAGCAAGAGCUAGCGCUUGCGAAUCCCAUGCAUCCCAGAAUGGUUUCUUGUUGAGUUCUCGCGUUUGUGCACACAUAGCUGCUGAUUCCAUGGCGAAAUGCUGGCUGCUGCUGCUCUGCUUGGCGUUUCUCUUGCCAGCGGCGUGCGCGACCUGCCACCCCGACGACCUACGCGCGCUGCGGGGCUUGGCCCGGAACCUCAGAGGCGGUGGUGCCGUCCACCUCCGCACGGUGUGGUCUGGCGCCUCGUGCUGCGAUUGGGAAGGUGUGGGCUGCCAUGGCGCCAACGGCCGCGUCACCGUGCUGCGGCUCCCCGGCCAUGGCCUCGCAGGGUCCAUCCCAGGAGCCUCUCUCGCAGGCCUGGCGCGCUUGGAGGAGCUCUUCCUCAGCUCCAACUCUUUCGCCGGCACCCUUCCCGAUGCGCUCUUCGGCCUCGUUGGGCUGCGGAAGCUCUCCCUCGCAUCCAACAACCUCGUAGGUCAGCUGAGCUCGCGCCUCAGCGACCUCAAAAACCUCACCUUGUUGGAUUUGUCCAUCAACCGCUUCUCCGGCCAACUCCCAGACAACGUGUUCCACAACCUCAAGUCGAUGGAGCAUUUGGCUGCACACUCCAAUGGCUUCUCAGGAUUGCUGCCACCGUCCUUGUCAUCCUUGUCAUCUCUUCGUGAGCUCAAUCUCUGCAAUAACUCUUUGUCUGGUCCGAUUGCUCGUGUCAACUUCUCCGGCAUGCCACUUCUUUCUUCGGUUGACUUCACUUCAAACUACCUGAGUGGGUCGCUUCCACUUAGCCUCGCGGAUUGUGGUGAUCUCAAGUCACUCAGCCUUGCCAACAACAGAUUGGUCGGCACCAUCCCGUCGUGGAUUGGUGAGCUUGACCACCUUCGCUUAUUGGAUCUCUCAAAUAAUUCAUUGGUUGGCAAGGUACCUAAGCGUUUGACACGUCUCAAGGGCCUCGUCGCCACUGUGGGGCACUCACCGGGUAUGGUUUCCACCAACAUGCCAUUGUAUGUGAAGGGUAAUAGACGCAUACUCGGCCAACAACCAAAUGUCAUAUCUGGGAGCCGCAACACUAUCAGAUCUGGAAGCAACAAUGUUGUAUCCGGGAAUGACAACACAAUUCUAUCUGGGAACGACAAUGUCGUAACUGGGAGCAACAAUGCCGUAUCUGGUAGCGGCAAUGUCGUAACUGAGAGAAACCAUGUUGUGUAUGGGAGCAACAAUGUUGUAUCCGGGAGAAACAAUGUUGUGACAGGGAGCAACAAUGUUGUAUCAGGGGGCAACCAUGUCGUAUCUGGGAACAACAAAGUAGUAACUGGAGGAUAGUGAUAUGUGAGUGGAUUGAUUCCCUCUUCCCCCGAGGAGCUCAUGUCCUUGUCCAAGUUCAAUGUAGUUUACAAUCGCUUGAUGAGCCCAAUCGCGUAUUUGUAACUUCAUGGGUAUAGUAUCCUUUUACUACUUAAAUAUCCACAAAACGUUUUACAUACACGCUGAACUAAACAGCGACUAGUUUGAAGCCGAUGUUGAUCAAGCGUGUUUGCUUAUGUGCAAAUUCUCAUCAUGGAUGUCUAGACGUGGUGAUUAUUGCAUCUCUUGUAUUCCAUGUGAUGUGUGAUGCUUUCUUAUAUGUGAUGAUUGUGCUAUGGAUCAUAUGGUGAAUUAUAGUACCUUCUUAUCUAUAUAUUUC
Molecule: messenger RNA, 1683 nt
Organism: Hordeum vulgare subsp. vulgare (domesticated barley)
Lineage: Eukaryota; Viridiplantae; Streptophyta; Magnoliopsida; Poales; Poaceae
Product: phytosulfokine receptor 2-like
Exons: 1
Coding region: 90-1322 (410 amino acids)
Molecular function (GO): protein binding
Source: RefSeq, a predicted model, not a curated record